UGUAGCAGUGCUUGUGCUGUGGCUAGCUUUACCUGCAACAUAGUUGCGAUAACGUAACCCUCUGGCUUCGCCGUCAGCAGGAGGGUUAUGAAUUGAUAUCGCUACUAUCCUGCACAGUGCAUUUUAGCAAACUUGAUUUAGCAGCAAUAGGCAGCUGAUUUCAAAUCCAAAGUCCAUCAAUGAUUCAAGGUUCAACAAGGGAGCAUUUAGUUUCACAUCUUUUGAUGAAAUUAUCCCAAACUACGCUGUCAUGAAUUGUCCAUUACUGUCUUCAAUAACAUUAGGGAAGGGCGUGUGACCAGGCCUGUUUUUAAAACAAGAGAAUACACUCUAUUUUCGUCUAGUCGUUAGACAUUUCAAAACUUUGGCGUUCUUGAAGAUGUUUCCCCCACUAUGGUUAGUGACACUUUGUGUUGCUCCCGUAGUAAGCCUGUUGGUUUGGAUACGCAUCAAAGGACUGGAGUACACCAUUGUAAACCAGCGAUGGAUUUUUGUUUGUCUGUUUCUUCUGCCGUUGUCUGUCGUCUAUGAUGUGUUGACCUUCGUGCGGAACUGGCUGGUGUUCAGGCUGAAUACGGCACCAUUGAAGCAUGACAAGCGCGUCAAGGAAAUACAAAAACAGGUUUUGGAGUGGAGAUCAAAUGGGUCCAAGAAACCUAUGUGUACAUCGCGUCCUGGAUACCAGACUGUCAGCUUACGCGUUGGAAAAUACAAGAAAACGCACCAUAAUGUUCAUAUUAACCUAGUUGACAUUCUUGGAGUGGACACAGAGCGAAGAGUGGUACGAGUUGAACCACUCGUUUCGAUGGGCCAGAUCACUGCCAUGCUUAAUCCACUAGGAUGGACACUCCCUGUGUUACCAGAGCUUGAUGUUCUUACUGUUGGAGGUAUGGUUAUGGGUGUUGGCAUAGAAACAUCAUCUCAUAAAUUUGGAUUAUUUCAACACACAUGUGUGGCCUUUGAGUUGGUCAUGGCAGACGGUACUUUAGUCAGGUGUUCAAAGGAUGAACAUCCUGAUCUGUUCCAUGCAGUGCCAUGGUCCUACGGAACCCUUGGAUUUCUGGUUGCAGCAGAGAUCCAAAUAGUGCCAGCUAAGAAAUACGUGAAGGUGAACUUCAAGCCGGCACAUUCCAUGAGCGAAGUCAUCAAGGUGUUCACUGAGGAGACACUAAAAAAGACGGGAAAUAAUUUCGUGGAAGGGCUGGUGUACAGUAAGAAUACUGCAGUUAUUAUGACCGCCAAUAUGACGGACGAGGUUGAGGAACAGAAGAUCAAUGAUAUUGGUAAAUACUGGAAACCCUGGUUCUUCAAGCAUGUCCAGCAAUACCUGACCAUUGGUGAAGGGUAUGAGUACAUCCCAUUGCGUCAUUACUAUCAUCGCCAUACAAGAAGUAUCUUCUGGGAAUUAGAAGACAUCAUUCCAUUUGGCAACAACCCCGUAUUCCGUUACCUGUGUGGAUGGAUGGUGCCACCCCAGAUCUCACUCCUCAAGUUAACCCAAGGAGAGACGAUUCGUAAACUCUAUGAGCAGAACCACGUUCUCCAGGAUAUGUUAGUACCUCUGAGCAAGCUUCCUGAGACCAUUGAGUGCUUUGAUAGAGAGACUAAGCUUUAUCCCCUCUGGCUGUGUCCAUUUCUUUUACCUUCCCUCCCUGGAAUGGUACAUCCCAAAGGCAACGAGGAUGAAAUGUACUUGGACAUCGGAGCUUAUGGUACCCCAAAAACAAAGAACUUUCAGUUUGUUGAAACUACAAGACGUUUGGAGGAGUUUGUGCGCAGCGUUAAUGGAUUCCAGAUGCUGUAUGCCGACACUCACAUGACCAAGGAGGAAUUCCGUGAAAUGUUCGACCACUCUCUCUACGACAAACUUAGAGCCAAGUUGAACUGUAAACAAGCUUUUCCGGAGGUCUAUGAUAAGAUAAGCAGAGCUGUCCGCAUCUGAGUGAUGGGAUGGUUUUUGCAUUAAGCCCGGUUCAUACUUAAUGCGAAUGCAAAGCGAAUUUGACAUGAAUUUGACGUCACAACUCUCCUUUCGCAGUGACAUUUGCAAGUAAGUUGAGCAGAGUUGAACUGCUGCGAAUUAUUUGUUGCAAAUUUGUGACGUCAACAUUCGCUUCGCAUUCGCAUGAACCGGUUCAUAUUUAAGUAUGAACCAGGCUUUAGUUCCGUUUAAUUUUAUUGUUUGAUAAAGGUUGCAUGCUAUAAAAUAUCUAUAAAAUAUCCUUUUUACAAAAUAUUUUUACAAUGUUUCAACCCCAGAGCUGCCAACGUUGCAUCUUAUACGAGGGGAUCAAAUGAGGGAGAUAUUACAUUCAACAUAAUCGGUAACAAGUUAACUUAAUAAGGGAGAUGUUGUACUAGGGGAGAUAUUGAGAAUUACAUUCAACAUAACAGGGAAUAAGUUUCCAUAUUCCAGGAGAUUUUGUACAACAAGCGGGGAGAUAUUGAGAAUUGCAUUCAACAUAAUAGGUAAUAAGUUUCCAUAAGUAGGGAGGCUUAUAAAUUUAUUCAUCAGAAAACGAAAAGAUUGGUUUAUUUUUUCGGAACUUUCUGCAGAAUCUGGGAGAGUUGGAAGCUCUGUAAACUUUGAAAGGCCAUUCAUUUCUGUAAAUUCAUCCGCAUUCAUGUACGUGGCUAGCAGUUGCGAGAUAAUAAUGAAAGAAGAAAACACCCUUGCCACACGAAGUUGUGUGCGUUUAGAUGGUUGAUU
Asterias rubens (European starfish) is the source of this 2710-nucleotide messenger RNA. Its product is annotated as delta(24)-sterol reductase-like. Gene Ontology annotation, cellular component: cytoplasm; membrane. The record is from RefSeq and is a predicted model, not a curated record. The transcript has 10 exons. Lineage: Eukaryota; Metazoa; Echinodermata; Asteroidea; Forcipulatida; Asteriidae. Bases 380 to 1942 code for a protein of 520 amino acids. Gene Ontology annotation, molecular function: Delta24(24-1) sterol reductase activity; FAD binding. Gene Ontology annotation, biological process: steroid metabolic process.